GACUUUAGGUAGAGUUGUGAACUUUUCUAUAGUAUGACUAAACCUAAGGUCUACGUUACUGGGGUAGGCAUGACCCCUUUCAUCAAACCUGGAAGGAAAGAUAUAGACUAUGUCGAUCUAGGGGUAUUGGCUAUACAAAGAGCCCUCAGAGACGCUGGGAUAUCUGGUCAAGAUAUUGAUGCGGCAUAUGCUGGAUACGUGUAUGGUGAUAGUACAUGUGGUCAACGAGUCAUCUAUCAAGCCAUUGGCUGUACCGGUAUACCUGUUGUGAAUGUAAACAACAACUGCAGUACUGGGUCGUCGGCUAUGUAUCUAGGGCGUCAGGCUAUCCUGGCCGGCAUGGCCGAUGUAUGCCUAGUCGUGGGGUUUGAGAAGAUGGAGAAGGGCAGCCUUAGUGCUAAAUACACGGAUAGAACGGACCCUCUUGAUCGCCAUAUGGUAGAGAUGGCAUCUAUGCGUGGUUUCGCAGCAGCACCAGGGCCUCCACAACUCUUCGGCAAUGCUGGUAUCGAACAUAUGGAGAAGUACGGUACAACAGAGAGACAACUGGCAUGCAUAGCUAGCAAGAACCACAACCACUCUGUCAACAAUCCCUACAGUCAAUUCUGUGAUCAUUACACAGUUGAACAGAUACUUGCCUCCCCGAAGGUCUUUGGGCCUCUCACUAAGCUACAAUGCUGCCCUACCUCUGAUGGCGCUGCUGCUUGUGUGCUGAUGAGCGAUAAUGCGGUUAGGAAAUACGGGUUAAUCGAUCAGUCCGUGGAAGUAUUGGGUAUGUCUAUGGUAACCGAUACACCGGCUACCUUUACUACCAAGAGCUGUAUGGAUGUAGUAGGCAGAGACAUGACGAGGAAGGCCAUAGCAGGGUUGUUGGAUCAAACUAACCUCAGGAUGAAAGACUUCCAGGUUGUGGAGCUUCACGACUGCUUCUCUGCCAAUGAGCUGAUCACGACAGAGGCCCUUGGCCUCUGCAAAGAGGGACAGGCAGGUCCUCUGAACGAGCAAGGCAAAUUCACCUACGGCAGGGACAACAUUUGUGUGAUCAACCCUUCUGGAGGUCUCAUCUCGAAAGGCCAUCCUUUGGGUGCCACGGGACUAGCUCAAUGCUGCGAGCUCGUGUGGCAACUCCGUGGAUGUGCUGAUAAGCGUCAGGUCCCCGGUGUGAAGCAAGCCCUUCAACACAAUCUCGGUCUCGGAGGGGCCUGUGUUGUAGCUGCAUAUAAGAAGGCUAAUAGUAACCCACCUAUUAGGGCUCUGCCUAGUGAUCCGACUAUUCUUCAAGCAUGGGAGAAGGAAGGUUGUCCAUUCUCAAGACGUCCAACGCUGAUGAUGGCCAGCAGCAAAAUGUAGAAACUCUGGUUCGACUUUAGAUAUCUCUGGUUCGACGUAAUCGACCAAUUCUCAUGACGCUUCUUUUGUUAAUCCCAUCGGGAGUGUGA
Perkinsus marinus ATCC 50983 is the source of this 1439-nucleotide messenger RNA. Its product is annotated as Nonspecific lipid-transfer protein, putative. The transcript is spliced from 12 exons. Lineage: Eukaryota; Perkinsozoa; Perkinsida; Perkinsidae. The record is from RefSeq and is a predicted model, not a curated record. The coding region runs from base 34 to 1350 and encodes 438 amino acids. Gene Ontology annotation, molecular function: acyltransferase activity, transferring groups other than amino-acyl groups.